AUGUCACCACCCUCUCUACUUGUCCCUACGGGGUCAGCCCAUCCUGUGAAGCUCGACGAGCCCGUAACGGUGCCUGUGGCCACGACAAUCGGCCCCGACCUUGGUGAUGCCAUCAGGACAGUCGACGAGCUCGUCCGGCGCAGAGCGAGAGCUCAUCCGGACCGCGUCAUAGUGUCCUAUCCAUCUGAGGGCACUCGAUAUGUCGACUAUACCAUGCAACAACUGGAUGUCUUCGCUUAUCGGGUCGCCAAGGCGUAUGAGCAACAGCUUCCUGUGCGCCAGUCGUCAGCCGAGUCACCAAUGACUGUUGCGAUCUUGGGGCCCUCAAAUUUCGACUACCUCAUCACCAUGCUCGCCCUGACCAAGCUGGGUCACACAAUUCUUUUCCUGUCGACGAGAAUCUCUCAAGAAGCUGUCAACAACCUGAUUACCACAACAGGCGCCGUCUGUCUUCUCGUGGAUCCAAAAUACAUGACCACAGCGGAAUCGGCGCAGAAGUCAAUCAAGAAGCUCAAUGUCUUGGAGAUACUCGGCAAAGCCUCGUUCGACUUUCCCAUCGAUGUCCAUGCCGAUACGCGAAUAGAUAGCCAUCUUGAUCCUUCCGUCGAGACCAACAAUCUGAUAUACAUAAUUCAUUCCAGUGGGUCAACUGGCCUGCCAAAGCCCAUAUGUCAAACGCAGAAAGCAGCUGUUGCCAACUAUGCCGUCAGCAUGGAAAUGGCGGCUUUCAUCACUCUACCCCUGUACCAUAACCACGGCAUAUGCAACCUCUUCCGGGCCAUUUUCGCAGGAAAGCCAAUUCAUUUGUAUAACGCGAGUCUGCCCUUGACCCGCGACCACCUGACCGAAAUCAUGAAGAACCAUCAGUUCGAGAUCUUCUACGGCGUGCCAUACGCCCUGAAACUACUGUCCGAGUCUGAUCUUGGGCUUUCACUGCUUCGGCAUUUCAAGAUUGUGAUGUACGGCGGCUCAGCUAUGCCUGACGAAUUGGGGGAUCUGUUGAUAUCGCGCGGCAUCAACCUGGUCGGCCACUAUGGCGCCACGGAAGUGGGACAACUCAUGACGUCUUUCCGUGACAACUAUAUCCGGGAAACGCCAAAGCUUUCGCCAUUCUUGAAGUGGAUACCCCGAGGCCAGAACCUGUUCGAGUGCUGCGUGAUGGACGGGUGGCCAGCCAAGGUGGCAUCCAAUCAGGAUGAUGGGAAUUACAUGACCAAGGAUCUUUUUGAACCGCACCCGGCCAUUCCAAAAGCCUGGAAGUACAUCGCACGUCGUGACGACACAAUCAAUCUUGAGACAGGCGAGAUGUUCAACCCCGUGAGCACGGAGGGCGCCAUCCGAUCUAGCAAGAACGUCACCGAGGCAGUCAUCUUUGGCGCAGGACUCCCAGUACCGGGGGUGUUGAUUGUCCCAGCAAUGAGCUUGGUGGGCAAGACGGAUGACGAGAUUAUUGAGCUGGUCUGGCCGGUCGUCGAGUCUGCUUGCCGCGAGGUCGAGGCCUAUGCGCGGAUCAGCAAGUCCAUGAUCAAGCCCUUGCCAGUUGGCUGCGACUAUCCCCGUACGGACAAAGGUAGCGUGAUUCGACAGGCAUUUUACAGAACGUACGCGGAUGAAAUAACGGAGGUCUACGACAGAGCUGAGAUCAGCAACGGCAAUUCGCUCAAGCUCAGCCUGCCCCAGCUGCACGAUGUCUUGCGAACAUCUCUGGAUGAGGCACUUGCCAAGGACGGGUCCUAUACCGACGACACUGACUUCUUCCUCCUCGGCCUCGAUUCCCUUCAGGCCACUCAGAUGCGGAGCGACAUACUCAAGACAGUGGACGUCCAGGGCAAGAGACUUAGUCAGACGGUUGUUUUCGACCAUCCAUCAAUCAGGCAAUUGAGCAAAUAUCUGUUCUCGCUCUCGAACCAUCAAGAAGGGGAACAGGAGGAUGUCGAGGGCGAGAUGCGAGACCUGAUUGAGAAGUACAGCCACAAGCCCGCGACUGCUGCUGUUUCAGCCUCGGCAAUGUCUGUCGUACUCACCGGCGCUACCGGCUCCCUUGGUGCCCAUGUUCUUGCCAAGCUGGUAGUAGAUGAGAACGUUGGUAAGGUUUACUGCCUUGUGCGGGCCACAUCAAACAAUGACGCAGCCAGCCGCGUCAAGUCUUCGAUGAUUCAGCGCCGGGCCUACCAUGAGCUAUCCCUGCUUCAGCGCAGAAAGAUUGUCAGCUUGGCUUCUGAUCUGUCACAAGAGAACCUUGGUCUCUCUGAUAACAUGUAUCACGAGGUGGCAAGUACUUUAAACUCGGUUAUACACUGCGCGUGGUCGGUCAACUUCAACAUGCGGCUGUCCAGCUUCGAACAGAGCAACAUCUCUGGUGUUGCCAACCUCAUCUCUCUUUGCGAGAGGAACAAGAAGUUUGGCCGAAAAACCGGCCCGGCCAGCUUCAACUUCUGCUCUUCGGUAAGCUCAGUCGCCCGGGCCACCGUUGACCCGGUGCCUGAGCGCCUGCCGGAGCUGGAGUGGGCACAAGGCAUGGGCUACGCCCAGUCCAAGUCAGUUGCCGAGCAUCUGUGUGCCCGAGCCGCAGAGCGCGGCGUAACUGCUCGGGUGCUUCGUGUUGGCCAGAUUGUGGCAGAUACGAAGCACGGAGUCUGGAACAGCACAGAAGCCAUCACCAUGAUGCUCCAGACAGCGACCACGAUCGGUGCGCUGCCCAAGCUCCGCGAGACUCCAUCGUGGCUGCCCGUAGACACCACGGCAGAGUCUAUCGUACAGAUAUCCCUCUCGGACGCCGGCAGUGUCUUUACUCAUGUGGCCAACCCGAAAACCUUUGACUGGACAUCGGAUCUGCUACCGGCCCUGAGGCACGCCGGUUUAGACUUUGAAGAGGUCGAGCCGCGGGAAUGGGUGAAUCGUCUGCGCCAUUCAGACCCAGAUCCGGCCAAAAACCCCCCAAUCAAAUUGGUUGACUUUUUUGCUUCCAAGUACGACAAGGACGAGUUCGGCCCAUCCAAGAGAUACGCCACUAAUAUUGCCUGCUCGCUGGCACCAGCCCUCGCUGAUGCGCCCGUCCUCGACCAGCAGCUUGUCGACAAAUUCGUGUCACAUUUUAGGUCUGGCGCAUGGGUGACGUCUCCCGAAACCGAAACCCAAUCUCGUCCCAGGACGGUUGUCGUGGCGGCGGGACCAUGUGGUAGUGGUAAGUCAACUCUGGGAUCCACAUUGGCAAGAAAACUCCAGAGUCCUUUCAUAGAGGGCGACUCUCUCCACGCGCGCGGCCACAUCGAGAAGAUGGCUUCCGGGCAGGCUCUCAGCGAUCAAGAUCGUGCUUCCUGGCUGGCAAGGGUCGCUAGGCGCGCAGUCGAGGCCAUUGACGAGCUAGGAUUCGAUUCUGUCAUUGUUAGUUGCUCGGCACUACGUCGUUCGUACCGCGAUGCGCUCCGCAAGCAAAUCGGCAAUAUUGCCAAGGUGGUGUUUUUGGACCUCCAGUGUUCCCCGGAGCUGCUGGCGCAGCGAACUAGUAACCGGCCGGAGCAUUAUAUGCCCGCGAGCCUGGUAGAGAGUCAGGCCUUGUUAUAUGAGCAGGCGGGGAUGACCGAGUGUGACGUGCUGCCCAUUGACGCUGAAUGCAGUCCGGAAGCCGUUUUGGAGGAGGCUUGGUGGCUCCUUAAACACGGGAGAGUGAUAUAG
Microdochium trichocladiopsis is the source of this 3675-nucleotide messenger RNA. RefSeq names its product thermosensitive gluconokinase. The coding region runs from base 1 to 3675 and encodes 1224 amino acids. Gene Ontology annotation, molecular function: phosphopantetheine binding; kinase activity. The transcript is spliced from 4 exons. Lineage: Eukaryota; Fungi; Ascomycota; Sordariomycetes; Xylariales; Microdochiaceae. Gene Ontology annotation, biological process: carbohydrate metabolic process. The record is from RefSeq and is a predicted model, not a curated record.